AUGGCAGAGCCUCAGGAUCCCACUGUCUCCGCUCUUCGCGAAGUUCUCACUAACGAGUCCGAACCGCUCGCACGUCGAUAUCGCGCUCUUUUUUCUCUGAAGCACCUUGCUUGCCUGCAGCCACCUACUGAAAAGACCCUUCCUGCGAUUCAAGCGAUAGCCGCGGCUCUUUCGUCUCGGUCGGCGCUCUUAAAGCAUGAGCUUGCGUAUUGCCUCGGCCAAUCCAAAAACCCCAACGCAAUUCCCUACCUGCGCCGUGUCCUCGAAGACCGCAACGAAGAUGCCAUGUGCCGGCAUGAGGCUGCGGAAGCUCUUGGGGCUCUUGGAUAUCCGGAAAGCUUAGACAUUCUGAAGGCCUUGAGAGAUGACAAAAACGAACCAGACGUAGUCCGGGAGACUUGUGACAUCGCUGUCGACAGAAUCCUGUGGGAAACGUCGGAAGAGAGAAAGACGGAAAAGCUAAAACCAAGGUUUGCUUCUACUGACUUCGCUUCUAUCGACCCUGCUCCCCCACUUCCCAUAUCAACCAAAGAACCCUCAAUUGAGGAGCUGGAAGCGACAUUGCUGGAUACUAAACUCCCCCUCUUUAAAAGAUACCGUGCCAUGUUCGCCUUGCGAGACCUUGCUUCUCCACCUGACCUGCCUACCGCAACCCCAGCUGUUCAAGCCCUGGCGAAGGGGCUAAAAGACCCAUCCGCACUAUUCAGGCAUGAGAUAGCUUUCGUAUUCGGGCAACUGUGUCAUCCAGCAGCAAUUCCGAGUCUGACAGAAACCCUAAGCAAUUUAAAGGAGGUUGGCAUGGUUCGGCAUGAAGCCGCCGAAGCUCUUGGUAGCCUGGGCGACGAAGAGGGUGUGGAAGAGACCCUGAGAAAGUUUUUGAACGACCCAGAGCAAGUCGUGCGAGACAGCAUCAUGGUGGCUCUUGACAUGGCGGAGUACGAGAAAAACGGUGACAAGGAGUAUGCGCUGCUACCAGAGACAGUCUCCGUCGCCUGA
Molecule: messenger RNA, 996 nt
Organism: Rasamsonia emersonii CBS 393.64
Lineage: Eukaryota; Fungi; Ascomycota; Eurotiomycetes; Eurotiales; Trichocomaceae
Product: Deoxyhypusine monooxygenase
Exons: 2
Coding region: 1-996 (331 amino acids)
Biological process (GO): peptidyl-hypusine biosynthetic process
Molecular function (GO): deoxyhypusine monooxygenase activity
Source: RefSeq, a predicted model, not a curated record